Porites lobata is the source of this 2782-nucleotide messenger RNA. The record is from the annotation of a GenBank genome assembly. NCBI's taxonomy places the organism in Eukaryota, Metazoa, Cnidaria, Anthozoa, Scleractinia, Poritidae.
AUGAAAUUACUGGAAAAAUAUUUUUGCUCGACAGAAUUAAUUGGACAAGUACACGACCAUUUAAUAAUUCUUUUGGUUUCUCACAUUUUUCUGUCGAUUACAGCAGUUCUGGGAAACGCUCUAAUUCUACUCGCUCUCUAUAGAGAAUCUUCACUUCAUCCAGCAUCCAAACUGCUCUAUCGUAACCUAGCGAUAACUGAUAUAUGUGUUGGUUUCACGGUGGAUCCUCUUGGCAUUAUACGCUUCACGCCUAUGGCGAACAAGCAAGGGCAUAUUUGCUACCAAGUAUAUAAGUGCAGUGUCAUCAUUAGCUAUGCUUUGUGUUCCGUGUCUUUGCUGACAAUGACUGUAUUAAGCUUGGACAGGCUUCUCGCCUUGUUGCUAGGACUCAGAUACAGACAAGUUGUAACUUUGAAGAGAACGUACGCAACAAUAACCCUGCUUUGGUUGGUAUCCACAAUCAACGCAACUAUGUACCUUUUGAAUCCCCAAAUCACUUAUUUGUCUGCCAAUGUAGGUAUAGCACUGUGUUUAGUCACCUCAAUCCUCGUUUACUCAAGAAUUUUUCUCACUCUGCGUCACAACCAAAUCCAAGUACAGGGUCACGUUUCUCAGGCACAACAAAGACAAAGCCCAGCAAUUCCACUGAACAUAGCUCGGUAUAGAAAAGCAGUUUCCAGUGUACUGUGGGUGCAAGUAACAGUGGUUGUUUGUUAUCUGCCGUAUGGAAUAAUGGAAGCCGUGACAUUUCAAGAAGAUGUAUCUUUACCUGUUUACAUUGCGAGCGAGUAUGCCUCUGCUCUAGUUUACUUAAACUCGUCGUUAAACCCGUUGCUGUACUGCUGGAAGAUCAGAGAAGUUAGGCAAGCGGUGAAGAACACACUCAGGUUAAACUGCUGUUCAUCAAGUUAACUUGACUGCGUAUUUUAAAUUGAAAGGCUUUGACAUAAGGUUCAAACACGAUAGAAUGGGGCAAGAGAAAUGCCUUUCUGAGAUCGUCAUUAGAUAGAUUAAAAUCCAACUUCAGCUUUUGUACAUAAUUUGGGAGACAAGCCUUCUUUUUGAUCAAAAAAGGAUAAUGAUCUUUUGAUUUCUUUUUUGCUAUAUCGAAAACGCCGCCAUUGAUUUUAAAGGAAGGUACUGCAUUAAAGGUAUACUCGAAUCCGAGCGAUUAAGAACUUUUAAGUUGGUUGGUAUUGAAUGUCUCAUACUAGUCCAUUCAAGGAAGUUUGUAUUUUUAACAUUUUUUGCGAUCUGUUCGCAGGAUUCCGUACUGCUGAGAUCAAAAUGUAAGUCUCCUAUUUCCCAGAUACCAAUGUCGUAAUAUUUCUUGUAGAAAAAGGGCUUGUCGUCUAUUCUAAAGUCUCGAUUGUUCCAAAUUUAGCCUCUGAAGCAGACUUUCUUAGGCUUCAACCCACGUCGUGGCAGUAUAGUUAAAGAACCUCUAUAAAAAGUAUACAGUCACUUCUACCUGUUUCAAACUUGUUGGUGGAAAGAUUCUCAAAAAUCGAUCAACGUAGAUCAAGAUGUUUUAAGACUAGUUGAUGCUAGUUUAUUUCGAAUUUCCACUGAACAUAGCUCGAUACAAACACUGAAGGCAGUGUACGGUGCACUGUGGAAGCGGGCCACAUUGGUUUGUUAUUUGCCGUUUAGUAUAGUGGCAGCUUUGACUCCUCAAGAAUAUGUACCUUUAUCUGUUCUUAGAAAUAUACCACUAAAUUCGUUAUAAACCCGUUGCUUUACUACUGACGAGUUUUGGUAUAUCACUGCUUUCAUAACAUAAAUUGACUUUCUAAACCAUUUUCUUCUAGUUGUUCAGUUUUUUCACUCGGAAAAUUGGUCUAAAUUUGCCGCUUGAACGGGAAACUUUGCCAACGCUCCGUUGGCUUUUUUUUUUUUUUUUGGACUUUGCGCAUGCGCAUCUGAUGGCGACUCAAACUUUGACGCAAAAAAAAAACAGCCUUACCAAAGAUAAAUGAACGUUGUAUAAUGCUCAAGCUUAGGACACUACCUCAGCAAUGGGAGAUACAAGGAAGUAUGUAUAUUUUACUGAUAAACACGUCGCAAUACGUCAAAGUGACAAAAGACCACCCGCCUUCAAUAACAUGAUAACAUGAUAUGUUUUUCUCUUCAAAUAGAUGAAUGACGUUUCAUUUUAAUUUUUAUAAAGCCAUGUGGUUGGGUAACCAAAUACUUGAGAACUUCUACAUUAUAAAUCCAGUAAAUUAUUAAAAUACACAGUUGCGGGUAUUUUCACGGCGAUAAUAUGGCGGCAGAGAAUUUCACUGGAGAGGAAGAAACAACAACCAUUGCGGAAUUUCUUUGCUCUGCCGAAUUAAGACGACAAGUGUACAAUCAUCUAAUAAUUCUUCCAGUGCUGCACAUUUUUGUUUUCAUUACUGCGGUUUUGGGGAACACUCUGAUCUUAAUUGCUCUCUACAAAGAAAAUUCACUCCAUCGGCCGUCCAAAGUGCUGUAUUGUAACCUAGCAAUAGCCGAUCUCUGUGUUGGUAUCACCGCAGUUCCUCUCGCUGUUCUACGAUUCAUGGUUAUGAUGAAGAGGAAAUGGAAUAUUUGUCGCAUUGUCUUUGACUCAAAUUUUAUUAUUAGCUAUAGUUUGGGUGGAGUGUCAUUACUGACGACAACUACAAUAAGCCUGGACCGGCUUCUCGCCCUUGUGCUAGGGCUCAGAUACAGACAAGUUGUGACUUUGAAGAAAACCUAUGCAACUAUAACCACACUUUGGUUUGUAGCCAUUGUCAGCGCAGCGACUCACCUCUUU